AUGGACAACGUGGUUCUAAAAUCAGCUACGCACAUCAAUCCAGAUGGGGGCAGUCCACUCAACGCUCAACCUGUCGCGCCUGAAAAUUCGACAAUCGAUGCGCUUGUUUCUAUUCCUUUGGAGCCAGUUGAUCAAACGAAUGUCGAUGGAAAUUUCCAAGCACGUAUGGAUGUCAACUACCAGGCACACGAUGUAGCUCUCGCAGCAGCGAAAGCUAAUGGUCACGAACAAACGAAUAACUUAAAACUUGGCAAACCACAUGAAAUGCAAAUUGAUGAUGGCUUUGAACAUCCAGAUAAAGCGAAACCGUAUUCAUCAGUGAACAAGCUCUUUCUAGCUCUGGCUAUUGUUUGUUUUGCACUAUUCCUUUGUAGCCUUGCAUUUAUUUUUACCAAUCACGGCGGAUCAAAUCGUAAGCAACAACAGCUACGCGGUGCAUCUCGUGCGCCUUUCGUUUAUCAAUUCGGAGAUCCGUUCACUUGGACAGAAACACCGAUCAACGAACCUUAUUUCAAUAUUACUCAUCCAGCUUUAAGUGGUCUCGUCAUUACUGUUUCACGCCGUGGCGCAGCUAUCACUGAUAUCCUUAUCCCAUACACAGAUAGUAUUGGCCGCCGACAAAAUCGGUCAAUUGUUCUCAAAAAUAAGAAUGAAAACUAUCAUUUCGGUGCAGUACGAUUUGGUUUUGAUGAAAUCGUCAAUUCAAUGAAUAUGAUCAAUCAGCUACCAUUGAAUUAUCCAUUUUUGAACGCCUACAAGGACGACUGGAUUAUGUAUGGCAAUGUUGAUAAACCAUCACGAGUUCGUUUUGUACGAGAAUACAUUGAAGUUAUCUAUGAAUUUUCCUCAUCGAAUGAUAAUCAAUUCAUCAUGAAAACGAUUGUUUCGCCACCAAUCAAUGAACAAAUGGUUGUUGACCCAACAAAUAACAUUUAUUUCAACUUACGUGGUUACGGAGAUUUGAGCACACAUCAUCUGACACUCGGUCCUUCAAAACCUAUCAACAUCAAAACAAGUGAACAAAUGCAACAGAAUCUCAUGAUGCAAGGACAAUCUGUUACUAAGCUAACCGAUGCAACGAAUUACUUUUACCGACUCGAUGAGGCUGGACUUGGAAAAAACCUUGUCGCCACAUUAACAGACGAUGAAACGAAAACAACUAUGCAAAUCUUCUCUGAUCAUGCAGGCGUGAUCGUUGAUCCAUUCGGAGUUGGCUUAUCAAAUCGUCAAUCAACCGCUUCAGAUAUGUCUGGUAUUCGCAUCAGUCCAAAACAAUCGCCUGUAUACCAAUCAAUGUCAAGUUACGGUCCAACAUUAGUCGUUUAUCCAUCUCAAGCUAUUCAUACCACAUGGUGGCAGUUUGAUUACAGGAAUGAACAUCAAUAA
Adineta ricciae is the source of this 1386-nucleotide messenger RNA. Lineage: Eukaryota; Metazoa; Rotifera; Eurotatoria; Adinetida; Adinetidae. The record is from the annotation of a GenBank genome assembly.